CAUUUAGCUGCGGUAGCUUGACGGCAUCCGUGUGAUUACAGUAGAGAGUGUCUGCUUCCUUGGAGCUUUAAACGGCUAACCCAGGCACCAGUGGCCGUCAGGUUAAUCAGCUAAUUGAUCUGGAGGCUGAUACAGCGCGCGGCGGCCAUAUGUUAGACGUUACGCAAUGAAGACGACAGUGACAGAGUGACUUUCCGCGACUUAAACCAGCUAGCCCCGCCGCUAGCCUAGCCUCUGUCCACAGCAAACUUCGAGGACUCGUUCGGUGGUCGGUCACCAGAGAGCACACUGCGAGCCUUUCGCCUCACAUCCCAGCGGCUCCGUUAUUUAACGCCUCACUUUCUACCAUCUUCCAAUGGCUUUGGUAACAGCGGGGAGGCGGUUCGUUCAGGUCACUUUACGGGAAUUUUCGCGGAGAAGCACGGCGGCGGCUUCUUGGGGAGCUUGGCGGACGGCAGAGCGCUGUUUCUCUGCAGGAACACCGCCUCUCAGGUCAGACAACAAAGUGACCGUCAACUUCAUCAACCGAGACGGCGAGAAGAUCACAGUAAAGGCGUCGCCUGGAGACUCUCUGCUAGACGUCGUCAUCAACGAAGACCUGGACUUUGAUGGCUUUGGAGCAUGUGAGGGAACCCUGGCGUGCUCCACGUGUCAUCUGAUCUUCGACGAGGAUGUCUACAAGAAGCUGGGGCCAGUCACAGACGAGGAGAUGGACAUGUUGGACCUGGCUUAUGGCUUGACUGAGACAUCUCGUCUGGGUUGCCAGAUCUGCCUGACCAAAUCCCUGGACGGCAUGGUGGCCCGAGUCCCAGAGAGCGUGGCAGACAUCCGGCAAAGCAAAGACGGCUCGGCUUAAACUGGGACGCUGCAACGUCGACUGAAGAAUGCACGAUGGUGGGAGGAAAGUGGUGGUGCUGUGGGCUGCCACAGAUCUGUCGUCCAGUUUUUUGUUUCUUUUUUUUUUUUUAAUAAAACAUUUUCUAGAGUGAAAUGCAAACUGUAACCAGCAAUUUGUCUAUCUAGUAUCAAAUCCAAUGUA
Messenger RNA from Cyprinodon variegatus (sheepshead minnow), 1039 nucleotides. RefSeq names its product ferredoxin 1 (gene fdx1). Gene Ontology annotation, biological process: positive regulation of oxidoreductase activity; P450-containing electron transport chain. Bases 356 to 856 code for a protein of 166 amino acids. Lineage: Eukaryota; Metazoa; Chordata; Actinopteri; Cyprinodontiformes; Cyprinodontidae. The record is from RefSeq and is a predicted model, not a curated record. Gene Ontology annotation, molecular function: 2 iron, 2 sulfur cluster binding. Gene Ontology annotation, cellular component: mitochondrion. The transcript is spliced from 4 exons.